Myzus persicae (green peach aphid) is the source of this 2106-nucleotide messenger RNA. RefSeq names its product glutamate-gated chloride channel-like. Lineage: Eukaryota; Metazoa; Arthropoda; Insecta; Hemiptera; Aphididae. The transcript is spliced from 10 exons. The record is from RefSeq and is a predicted model, not a curated record. Gene Ontology annotation, cellular component: membrane; neuron projection; synapse. Gene Ontology annotation, biological process: regulation of membrane potential; chloride transmembrane transport; chemical synaptic transmission. The coding region runs from base 84 to 1265 and encodes 393 amino acids. Gene Ontology annotation, molecular function: neurotransmitter receptor activity; transmembrane signaling receptor activity; extracellular ligand-gated monoatomic ion channel activity.
UAAUACAUAUAAUAAUUAUACAAAGUGACUGUAGGUACUAUAAAAACGAAGUAUUUCUAACAUAUCACAGUUAUAAUAAUGUAAUGACGAUGAACUUUUCCAAACUUAUGUACGUAUCUAUACUUUGCGUAUCAAUUUUGAAAUAUUCAGAGACACUGCAGCCUAAAGAAGUACCAUUUAAAUUUGAAAAUGGAAAAUCGGACAAACAUAUACUUGAUCAUCUAUUAAAUACCGACAUUUAUGACAAGCGAUUAUUACCACCGUCAUAUGGUCCUUCGAUAGUCAAUGUCAGCGUAGUAUUAUUUACAUUGUCGUCCCCUGAUGAAUCAAGUUUGAAAUACGACAUCGAGUUUCUGCUGCAACAAGAGUGGUACGACUCUCGACUGCGGUAUCCAAAUCAGACGACUUUCAGCGUUCUGAAUGGCAUCCACCACCAGAGUGACAUAUGGCUGCCUGACACGAACUUUCACAUGCACGGUGACUUUAAGCCAACCCAGCGGCCUAUACGGUUCACUCUGCACGUGUACGGAGACGGCCGGGUUGAGUACACAACCAGGCGUCAUUUGAUGUUAUGUUGCGAAGGAUCGAUGAACAUAUUUCCAUUCGAUCAACCACUGUGUACAUUUUCAAUGGAAAGCAUAUCAUAUGAGAAGUCUGAUUUAAAAUAUGUCUGGAAAGACGAUAAUUUCGUUUUAAUUAAGUCACCUAAUCUGAAAACUUCAAAUGCUUACUUGGAACGAAAUCGAACUUACGAAUGUGCUUCUACUGGAAGUUGGAGAGGUAAUUACAGUUGCCUACAAGUGGAAAUGAUAUUUAGUAGAGAUAGAACGUUCUACUUCGCUACUAUUUUCAUACCAGGGCUAAUUUUGGUCACCUCAUCAUUUAUCACAUUUUUCCUAGAAUGGGACGCUGUACCAGCGAGAACAAUUAUUGGCGUUACGACGAUGUUGAAUUACUUUACAACCUCCAACAGUUUCCGCCGGACCUUGCCCGACGUAGCUAAUUUGACUGCUAUGAACGUUUGGGACGGAGUUUGCAUGUGCUUUGUGUUUGCCAGUUUCGUAGAAUUUGUAAUAGUAAAUUGUACGGGAAGGAGAAAAGUCAAAUCAAACGUUUCGAGUAACGCGGGAAGUUGCAGUAUUUCAAAGUUGACAGUCAACCGAUUCAAUAAAAGUCGCACUGUAGUCUGUUGUAGUCCAUGUAUAUUGAAGUAUACAGAAUGGCGAAAAAACCGAACAAAUUCACCAGAAAACUUACAGAUAUAGUUAUUAUUUAUCACGUCUGAAUACAUUAUUAUGUUCAUUGAUUAAUCGAUUUAAAUGGCAUACAAAAUUAAUAACACAACAUUUGGUGCUCGCAUUUAAUAUGACAGCAUUACCACCUACCUGAAAUAGAAGUUGGAUAACUGAAGAACUAUACCUGUUUCAUUUUUUUAAUAUUCAUGUGAAUCAGCUAAGAAAAUGUUAAAUUAUAACAUAAUUAUUUGCCCAAGAAUACUUGAUUAUCUUUAGUAUUUAAGACGAAACUACAAGGACACUUGUACGAAUUGAACGCAUUAGUUAAUUAAAACGUUUGUACUGUUAAUAAUAAUUUACAGAUAUUAAUGUAUUAGUCUAAAGAUUUUUAUAUUAACUAACACAAGUUAGCAAUCUAUUAAUACUUAGCCUCAUGUAAUUAAGUCAAAAUAUGUUACAAAAAUAAACAACGAAAGCUUGUUUAUGAAUCGUAUGAGUCAAAUGAAUACGAAUGAAAAUGAAUAGUAUCUUUCAUUUUAUUGCUUUCGAAAUUAUCAUUAGAACAAUAGUUUAGUUUAUAAUAAUAUUAUGUAUUAUUUUUAAUAUCACUAAAAAUCUGUCAAAACUUAUUUUAAACAUUAAAUCUGUAUAUUUUUAAGUUCAAAUCAUCAUACAAUUAUACUGUGUUAGAAUCUUAUAGAUAUUUAGUUGAAGUUAAAAUUAAUUUUUUUUUUACUUUUAAUUUUUCGCAAAAGGUGUUUCUGUAUAGAUACUUCUUAUAGAAUGUUUCUAAUCGUCGGUAAAUAUAAAUAAUUGAUGAGUAACGAUAAAAAAAUUAAUUUUACGCUCAAAUAAAUGUAUUGUAAAAAAU